This is a messenger RNA of Episyrphus balteatus (marmalade hoverfly), 783 nucleotides long. RefSeq lists its product as uncharacterized. The coding region runs from base 29 to 604 and encodes 191 amino acids. The transcript is spliced from 3 exons. The record is from RefSeq and is a predicted model, not a curated record. NCBI's taxonomy places the organism in Eukaryota, Metazoa, Arthropoda, Insecta, Diptera, Syrphidae.
GUGCCAACACGAAUUGAAUCGAACAAUCAUGUUCACAGUACAACUUUGUACAGUUUUAAUUGGAAUCCUUAACAUUGCAGAAGCUUUGGAUUAUAAUUUUUUAGUGCCAGAAGAAGGAGCAGUUGCUUGUGAUGGAAGUGAGGAUAAAUUUUUGGAUGCGUUCUUCGAUUUAUCAAACAUUAAUUGGAAAUAUUUUGAUGACGAGACGAUUAUUUUAAAUGGAUAUGUAACUUACUUGAAAGAAAUUGAUGCAAGUUUGCACCUCCAUAUUCAAGUCCAAAGGUAUGACAGCGGUCGAUGGAUUGAAACUCCUUAUCAAAAUGAUCGGCAAGAUGUAUGCACUACAUUAUUUGACAAAAACGAGAUGUGGUAUGAAUUUGUUAAGGAAUUGGAGGAAAAUUCUAAGUCAUGUCCACCGGAAAAAGGUACAAGAUAUGACUUCAAGGAAAAGAAAGUUUCGACACUAAUAAAAGAUCUACCUCCGGGCUUAGAUGGUACUUAUAGAGCUCUUAUAAAAUUAUUUAUUGCGGACGACUUAAUUUUUUGUAUGAAUGUCGAAGGAGAUUUGGUAAAAAAGUCCGUAGAUAAUAAGACGAUUGGUUAAUAUAAAUCUUUAUUUUUUGCCGCAAAUUUCUAUAAUGUUAGACAAAAAAGGAAGACAAUGACAAUGAAUAAGAUGAAAUAUUAAAAAUAGACGUCCGAGAUACUGGAGUGGUGUCAUCUAAGGUGAAAGUUCACAAUAAAUAGUAAUAUGUAUUAUUAAAGAUUUUUUUUAAAUUGAAU